GAUCUCAUUUGGUAAAAAAUUGUUUUCGAAAAAAAUGCUUCCGUCGCCGCAAUAUUUCGCAACUUGUCCGUCGGGUAUUGGUUCUUUGGACGAUUUGAAUAGUCCUGCCUUGCGUGGCGACUUUUUGUGUUCGACAUCUAUUCCGGAAGCAGCUUAUUACUAUAGCGGAAUACAUCCUUUGUUUCGUAUGCACGGUAAUAGUUUAUGGCCCUUGCCAUUUAGUUCGCUAUUGAAGACAUCCCAUCGACCGGAGAAACCACCAUUUUCGUAUAUUGCACUGAUUGCAAUGGCUAUUAGCAGUGCACCUAAUCAAAGACUGACCUUAAGUGGGAUAUAUAAAUUUAUUAUGGAUAAAUUCCCAUAUUAUCGAGAAAAUAAACAAGGCUGGCAAAAUUCAAUUCGUCACAAUCUCUCUUUAAACGAUUGUUUUGUUAAAGUUCCCCGUGACAAAAACACCAUCGAUGAAAGUGAUGGCGUGGGUAAAGGUAGCUAUUGGAUGCUGGACUCAUCUGCCAAUGAUAUGUUCGAACAGGGCAAUUACCGCCGAAGGCGUACCCGACGGCAAAGACAAAGCUCCAAGUCAUUGCUUGGCGGUGAACAUGACCUUAUGUGCUCACCAAACUCCCAUCAGUCAGAUCUCCAGUUAUCUUUCAAUCCAACGACUGAUUUAGAUGCUCAUCAAUUUAGUGCACUCAAUUACACCGACCGCAUUACUGAACUACACCGACAGUAUUUAGCUUCAAUAGCUCCGUUUAACAUCCUUUUUCGCAAUAAUAACACAUCCACAUCAGCCUCCUGUAGUUCGUCCUCUGUCAAUUUCAAUGCCGGCCAACAUCAUAGUCGAGACUUUGACCUAGACACCCAAUCAACUCAAUCAGAUAACUCGUGUAGCAGCCCCAAAGUCCCCCAACAACAACAACCAUCCAGCUACACAUCUAUCAAAGGAUCAACGUCAUCGUCCUUCAGUAUUGAGAACUUAAUAAAGAAAGACUAACACUUUCUCAUAAAAAUAUAAGCUAGCGUACUAGUAAACGACGAUUGUGAAAGAUUGGCACAGCGGAGAAAUCGCUCGCUGGUGAGAAAUGAAGGCGAAUUAUUUUAACCCUCUUAAUGAGCUUUUAAUAGCCAAGGGGUCUGUCCGGUGUUGCGGAUUUUCACAUCACAAAAAAGCCCCUGCCGUCCAGUUUGACACCAAUAAUGCCACAAUUCCAGGAUAGAAUUUGAGGGAGUUCUUUUCAUAUCUAUAAAACCCCUUUCUUUUUGUGAGUAUGGCGCUGUAUCAAUUUAACUGGGAUGUAUCUCUUCUUCGUUCGACAGAGAGAUGAUUAAUCAAUGUCAUCACAAAAGCUGAUGGACUGAGGGCUGAUUGAAAAUGAAAAUAGAAGAACUGCCGCGCUAUUUAAUUAUGAGACAUUUAUAAGCCCUACGAGUUGAAAUUUUCCAUACACAAAUGACAAGUAGGACUGAGUGACAACACAAUUGCAACCUUUUUCUCCAUCCAUAACUCAUCUUCUAUUCUUUAUUGAUAAAAGGGAAUAAAUAAACAUUAAAUUCGUAUUUUUUUUUUUUUUUUUAUUUUGAUGUGAUAAUAUUGACGAUGAAGGAAAAUGGAAAUGCAAAACCCUCGUUUUUGAUAAUGAUGCCUCUACUUAAUCACUUGUUAUAUUGUAGCUCUAUUGAUAGAUAGUUUGGUAAUCUCUGAAAAUUUAUGCUAAA
Episyrphus balteatus (marmalade hoverfly) is the source of this 1716-nucleotide messenger RNA. It is a transcript of the gene FoxL1, whose product is annotated as fork head domain-containing protein L1. Gene Ontology annotation, molecular function: RNA polymerase II cis-regulatory region sequence-specific DNA binding; DNA-binding transcription factor activity, RNA polymerase II-specific. Gene Ontology annotation, biological process: cell differentiation; regulation of transcription by RNA polymerase II; anatomical structure morphogenesis. The record is from RefSeq and is a predicted model, not a curated record. The coding region runs from base 35 to 994 and encodes 319 amino acids. Lineage: Eukaryota; Metazoa; Arthropoda; Insecta; Diptera; Syrphidae. The transcript is spliced from 3 exons.